CCACUCAUUCGUAAACAACAGAGGUCCCUCGGGGAUUUUGCUUUCUCGUUCUUUUUUAUCGGGCAUUUCUUUUUGAUUUCUUAUUUGUUCCGUUGGGGACGUGUUUCAUUUUGGUUUCCCACGCGUUCAUUCGAUUUGCUCUUCACAACCGAAUAAAGCGCGCGCACAAGCAGAUUGGUUUGGUUGGUUGGUUUUUGUGAGUUUUGUGAAAUUGGAAAUUGGAAGGAAUUGGACACAUUGGACAUUGGUUGAACCAACCUAUAUUGGAAAGCGUAAGCUAUAAGACACAAAUUCCAACUCUUCCCUUGUUGAUCUGACUGGAGCAGUCGUUUGCAAUGUUCCUUAGAUUUGCAUUUCUAAUUUGUUUUCUGGCGGUACCUGUUCGAUUGGAUUGCGGCUGCAACAAGUUGGAAAGGGGCGAUUCAACAGAGAAACCCAAAGCUUCCAGCAAGGAUUUCAUUGAUAGUAUCAAAGCGGAGAAUGAUGUUGGAUCGAAUGAAGACUCAAAGGUAUGCCAACAAAAGGCAAGGAAAAAUAAUCAACAAUAUCGAGACUAUUAUCCGGAACCCAACUACGAGGACAUGGCUCUUAUACCCGGUGGAAAGUAUCUGAUUGGUACCGAUGAACCGCAUUUUCCAGAAGAUCAUGAAUCUCCCGAAAGAUUAGUGGAAAUCAAGGACUUUUAUAUGGAUAAAUACGAAGUGUCCAAUCAAAAGUUCAGAGAAUUUGUAAAGGCAACCAAGUAUGUAACAGAAGCGGAGAAAUUUGGUGAUAGUUUCCUCUUCAAGAGUUUAUUGAGCGACGAGGAGCAAACGGAAUGGGAAGACUAUCGUGUAGCUGCUGCCACCUGGUGGUAUAAAGUAAAAGGUAUUACAUGGCGACAUCCUCUUGGACGAGGUACUAAUCUCAAGGAAUUAGAAAAUCAUCCUGUGACACAUGUAUCAUGGAAUGAUGCAGUUGCCUAUUGCAAAUGGGCAAACAAAAGAUUGCCAACAGAAGCCGAAUGGGAGGUGGCAUGUCGAGGUGGCAAGAAGAGAAAACUAUUCCCCUGGGGAAAUAAGCUAAUGCCAAAGGGAGAACACUGGCUAAAUAUUUGGCAAGGUGAAUUCCCUGAUGGCAAUACAAAAGAAGACGGCUAUGAAACUACUUGUCCAGUUGAUAAAUUUCCCCAGAAUGUUUAUGGGCUACACAACAUUGUGGGUAAUGUAUGGGAAUGGACCCAAGAUCUGUGGACAGAAGGUGAUACCAGUCCAAAUCCUGGCCGUGUGAAAAAGGGUGGAUCCUAUCUUUGUCACAAAUCAUAUUGUUACCGUUAUCGCUGUGCAGCACGCUCCCAGAAUACUGCAGACAGCUCAGCAGGAAAUUUAGGUUUCCGUUGUGCCAAGGACAUGGCGUAAUAUGUAGUAUUUACAUAAAUAUAAAUAUGUGAUACAUACUUUUAUUUUAUACAAUUAAAAAUAACUUUAUACAAUAAAGCGUUGUUUUAGGAAAAUAAAACAA
Musca domestica (house fly) is the source of this 1500-nucleotide messenger RNA. RefSeq names its product formylglycine-generating enzyme. Bases 336 to 1397 code for a protein of 353 amino acids. NCBI's taxonomy places the organism in Eukaryota, Metazoa, Arthropoda, Insecta, Diptera, Muscidae. The record is from RefSeq and is a predicted model, not a curated record. Gene Ontology annotation, cellular component: endoplasmic reticulum. The transcript has 3 exons.